Carya illinoinensis is the source of this 1191-nucleotide messenger RNA. RefSeq names its product zinc finger protein ZAT10-like. Gene Ontology annotation, biological process: response to stress. NCBI's taxonomy places the organism in Eukaryota, Viridiplantae, Streptophyta, Magnoliopsida, Fagales, Juglandaceae. The record is from RefSeq and is a predicted model, not a curated record. Bases 172 to 954 code for a protein of 260 amino acids. The transcript has a single exon. Gene Ontology annotation, molecular function: DNA-binding transcription factor activity.
UACUCUCUACUCAUAAGCCAUUCUUCCAAAAAAAAAAAAGGGUUCUCUCUUCUCCUCUGGAUCUCAAGAGUGUUUUGGCUCUUAGUUCAGACUUCAGAGUUUCAGUUCCUCUAGUUCUUAGUGCUCAGUUCAUUUGGUUUCAAUUUAGAUCAGAAGCAAACGGUGAAAGAGAUGGCUCUGGAAGCUCUCAACUCUCCGACCACAGCCACCCCUUCGUUCAACUUCGAGGACGCUGCCAGCCUCCAGUGGCUUGAGCCAUGGGCCAAGAGGAAGCGUUCGAAGCGUGGACGGUUUGAUCACCCACCCACCGAGGAAGAGUACCUCGCUCUCUGCCUCAUCAUGCUCGCUCGUGGCGGUGGCGGCGCAACUUCCAGAAACAUUAACUCCACCGCCACCGCCACCUCACAGAGCCACCAAUCUCCCAGUCCUGCAGCACCAGAGGUGGCGACGGCACCUGCACCGAAGCUUGUGUACAAGUGUUCUGUUUGCAACAAGGCCUUCUCCUCUUACCAGGCCCUCGGUGGACACAAGGCCAGCCACAGAAAACUCGCCGCUGGACUCGAAGACCAAUCCACCUCCUCCACCACCUCUGCCACCGUCACCGCCAGCACCGUCACGGCCUCCAACAACAGCAGUGGUAGGGCCCACGUGUGCACCAUCUGCCACAAGUCCUUCCCCACAGGACAGGCCUUGGGUGGACACAAGCGUUGUCACUACGAAGGCGGUGGCGGCAGCGGAAGCAGCGCCGUCACCACUUCGGAAGGUGUAGGAUCUACACACAGCCACAGCCACAGCCACAACAACCUUCACCCCCGUAACUUCGACCUCAACCUCCCCGCUUUGCCGGAGUUCUCACCUAAUUUCUUCAUGUCAGGGGAAGACGAGGUGGAAAGCCCUCAUCCAGCGAAGAAGCUCCGCAUCUUGAUGCCACCAAAGAUUGAAAUUUCUCAUUAGUUAAAGUUAGGAUUUCUAGUAAAAUUAGGACUUCAGGGAUUUUUUAAUCAGACUAAUUUUAUUUUUUUUCUUGGAAUUUGUAUCAGACUAAUUACUUUUCGUUUUUAAUUUUUGUGUUUCUUAGUUGUGAGAGAUUUUUUUUUUUUUUUCUCUGUAGAUAGAACUUGGAAGUCUCCCUUGUGUUGCUCAGCCCAGUUUGUGAUAGUGAUAAUUCAAUUAAUUCUUUCCCAUUUCAAA